Messenger RNA from Striga hermonthica, 1695 nucleotides. The record is from the annotation of a GenBank genome assembly. Lineage: Eukaryota; Viridiplantae; Streptophyta; Magnoliopsida; Lamiales; Orobanchaceae.
AUGGCGAGGAGUAGAUCGUCGUCGAGCAGGUGGAGAUAUGUAAACCCAGCGUAUUAUUUGAAGAGACCCAAGAGAUUGGCUUUGCUCUUUAUAGUGUUUGUCGGCGCCAGUUUGGUUGUUUGGGAUCGGCAGACUCUAGUUCGCGAGCACGAGUUAGCUGUUUUUCAGCUUCAAGAUCUAAAAGCUGGUCAAAGUGGAGCAGGAAAGGAAAAUGAUCGUCACACUAAUGAAGCGAGUAGGAAUUCAGGUGGUUUCGAUGAUCCAAUUGACCUUGAACGAAGAGAGAAAGUUAAAGAUGCUAUGAUUCAUGCAUGGAGUUCAUACGAAAACUAUGCUUGGGGUCAUGAUGAACUCCAGCCUCAGUCAAAAAAUGGUGUCGAUAGCUUCGGUGGUCUUGGAGCAACUUUAAUUGAUGCUCUUGACACUCUGUACAUUAUGGGAUUGAAGGAUCAGUUCCAAAAGGCUAGAGAUUGGGUUGCAGAGUCCUUGGACUUUAACAAGAACUAUGAUGCCAGCGUCUUCGAGACAACCAUAAGAGUUGUUGGUGGACUUCUCAGUGCAUAUGAUCUAUCGGGAGAUAAAGUUUUCCUUGACAAGGCUAAAGAAAUUGCUGAUAGGCUGUUGCCUGCUUGGGAUACUCCCUCUGGUAUUCCAUUUAAUAUUAUAAACUUGGCUAAUGGGAAUGCGCAUAAUCCUGGCUGGACUGGGGGUGAGAGCAUCUUGGCAGAUUCUGCCACAGAGCAGAUUGAAUUCAUUGCGCUUUCCCAACGAACCGGUGAUCCCAAAUAUCAGCAAGUGGUGGAAAAUGUCAUUAUAGAGCUUAAUAAAACCUUUCCAUCUGAUGGCUUGCUUCCCAUCUACAUUAAUCCGCACAAAGGGACAAGAUCAUAUUCAACGAUAACUUUUGGAGCCAUGGGGGACAGCUUCUAUGAGUACUUGCUCAAGGUCUGGAUACAAGGAAACAAAACCACUGCAGUGAAGCAUUAUAGGGACAUGUGGGAGACAUCCAUGAAAGGUCUUCUUAGCUUGGUGCGGAGAACUACCCCAUCUUCUUUUACUUAUCUCUGUGAGAAGAUUGGAACUUCGUUAACUGAUAAGAUGGAUGAACUUGCUUGUUUUGCUCCAGGAAUGAUAGCAUUGGGAUCUACCGACUAUGGUCCUGAUGAAUCUAAGAAAUUCUUAUCUCUGGCUGAGGAGCUAGCAUGGACCUGCUAUAAUUUCUACCAGUCCACACCAACAAAAUUGGCUGGAGAAAACUACUUUUUUAAUUCAGGACAGGAUAUGAGUGUUGGAACAUCGUGGAACAUAUUGAGGCCAGAGACAAUCGAGUCACUCUUUUAUUUGUGGCGUUUGACUGGAAACGAGACGUAUAAAGAGUGGGGCUGGAAUAUUUUCCAAGCGUUUGAGAAAAACUCCCGCGUAGAAUCGGGAUAUGUUGGACUAAAGGAUGUGAACACUGGUGUGAAAGACAACAUGAUGCAGAGCUUUUUCCUGGCAGAGACACUGAAAUAUCUAUACCUCAUGUUUUCACCCCCUUCGGUUAUUUCCCUUGAUGAAUGGGUUUUUAACACAGAGGCACACCCUAUAAAAAUCGUGACCCGCCAUGACCAAGUGAAUACAUUGGGAAGGUCAAGUGGAAAACAGAUCGAAAUUCGAUCACGUACCAGGAAAGAAGGCCGGUUUAAUGGCCACUAA